Molecule: messenger RNA, 4193 nt
Organism: Falco peregrinus (peregrine falcon)
Lineage: Eukaryota; Metazoa; Chordata; Aves; Falconiformes; Falconidae
Gene: MYT1
Product: myelin transcription factor 1
Exons: 23
Coding region: 368-4093 (1241 amino acids)
Biological process (GO): regulation of transcription by RNA polymerase II
Cellular component (GO): nucleus
Molecular function (GO): DNA-binding transcription factor activity, RNA polymerase II-specific; zinc ion binding; RNA polymerase II cis-regulatory region sequence-specific DNA binding
Source: RefSeq, a predicted model, not a curated record
GAUUGAGACAGAGGGGAAAGGCUUUCGCAGCACACAGUUGAUGUAAACAGACGCAGGCGUUUUGCCUUUAGAGCACGAAGGCUGGGUUGUUGUUUUGAAAAUUGCACUGGAGAACCGAGGGGAUUUUUAUGAUGAUCAUCAUGCUCCUAGGUCCAUCUUUGCUCGCUCGCUCUCUCGCUGGCUGCGAGACGCUAGUGGACAUGUUAUGCUUCUGACUGAAAAGAGGUUGAAUAAGACGAGAAAGGAGAUUUCUUUGAAAAAAAAGAAAAAAAAAAAAAAAAAGCACAACAUCGCAUUCAGCCGGGAAACUUUCUGAAUAUUUCUGGAAGAGGAUGCUUGCCGGGUUUGUGGACCGCGGGAUCGGUGGAUGUGUGCCCGGAGGGAAGCGUGCGCGGUGUUAGCAGAAGACGCUCCCGGGCGCCGGGAGGAGCUGGCGCCGGCGGCCUCCGCGCCCGCGGAGCUCUCGGAGGUGCUGAUGGCGGUGCGCGCCCGCGGUGCGGAAAAUGAGUUUCGGGGUGAGCUGCUGAAUCAGAGGUGGACCUGCGGAGAGAAGAUCAGCAGCUGCGAGGGAGCCACCAGCCUGCACGGCACACACAUCAAGAUGAGUUUAGAAAAUGAUGAUAAGAGAGCACGCACGCGAUCGAAGUCUAUCAGAGUGCCCACGGAGCUCAUCGGCCAGGAGGUGAGCUGUCCAACUCCAGGCUGUAAUGGCUCAGGACACAUCCGUGGAAAGUAUGCAAGGCACAGAAGUUUACAAAGCUGCCCUCUAGCAAAGAAGAGGAAACUUCAGGAUGCGGAGACUGAACAUCUGGUAUCAAAGAGAAAAUCCCAUCCGCUCAAGCUGGCCUUGGAUGAAGGCUACAAUGUUGACAGUGACGGCAGCGAGGAGGCUGAGGCAAAGGAGGAGUCCGGCUCCGAUGAGUCGGAAGGGAUGCUGGAGGAGGACGAGGCGGAGGCGGUGGAGCAGGAGGAGACCCACAGCCCUGAGCCGGCAGAAGAGAGAAGCCCAGCGAAAUCGACGCAUUAUGGACAAAACACGGCAACAAGUAUGUCUGGGCCCAGCAAGGCCAACUAUAGCAGCUAUCAAGAAAUAAUCGCCAACUCUCUCCUAAACCUAGGCCAAAUAGCAGAGGAAACCCUCGCCAUCGAAGGGCAGCUGCCUGAGGCUGAGCUGCAGGGCUCCAAGCCGCCAUCCAAUGUUGUGCACCUGGUCCAUGAGGAUGCGGGAGAGGAGUUAGUGGAGGAGGAGUGUGACAAGGAGAUCAUCAUCCAGACGGAGGAUGCGGAGGAGGUCAUCGAGGUCACCAGCGAACGCAGCAGCGAGUUGUGUCCAGAGCACCGGGACGAUGCGAACUGCGAGGAGUCCUGCAAACUGGAAAAGGCUGAAGCAGAAGAAGAGGAGGAGGAGGAGGAGGAGGAGGAGGAUGAGGAGGAUGAAGAUGAUGAUGAUGAGGAGGAUGAAGAUGAAGAGGAGGAAGAGGAAGAAGAAGAGGAGGAUGAAGAGGAGGAGGAGAUGGCUCCUGAAGUGAUCUGUGAAGAAGCUCCUCACACUUCUCAGGACACCCAGAAAAGCCACUGUGAAGGGCAGUUCAGCCCAAAGCCCGAGUACUCGGUCAUCGUGGAGGUCCGGUCAGAUGACGACAAAGACGACGACGCCCGCUCCCAGAAAUCGGCGGUGACCGAUGAGUCAGAGAUGUAUGACAUGAUGACGAGGGGGAACCUGGGGCUGCUGGAACAAGCCAUUGCGCUGAAAGCCGAGCAGGUGAAAAUUGUGCGGGAGCCCAGCAGGCUGCCGGGAGAGCAUGUAAAGCACUUCCAGGUGGACGAGAAGCAGAGCAAACCGCUGGACAGCAUCCGAAAGAGCUACUAUGGCAAAGAUCCCUCAAGACCCGAGAAGCGAGAAAUCAAAUGUCCGACUCCUGGCUGUGACGGGACCGGCCAUGUCACGGGACUCUACCCUCACCACCGCAGCCUCUCCGGUUGUCCGCACAAAGACAGGAUCCCUCCCGAGAUUGUUUUUGCUUCCCUUCCCCUCUCCCCUUGCCCUUCUUGCUCCGAAGUCUUGGCGAUGCACGAGAACGUGUUGAAAUGCCCCACGCCAGGCUGCACAGGACAGGGUCACGUCAACAGCAACCGCAACACGCACAGGAGUUUAUCUGGGUGCCCCAUUGCUGCUGCUGAAAAAUUAGCCAAAUCGCAUGAAAAGCAACAAACCCAGUCUGGUGAUCCUUCGAAGACCAGCUCCAAUUCUGACCGGAUACUCAGGCCUAUGUGCUUUGUGAAGCAACUGGAGAUCCCUCAGUACGGAAGCUACCGGCCCAACAUGGUCCCAGCAACCCCCCGGGCCAACCUGGCCAAGGAGCUGGAGAAGUACUCCAAGGUCACCUUCGAUUAUGCAAGUUUUGAUGCUCAGGUUUUUGGCAAACGCAUGCUUGCCCCAAAGAUUCAGACUAGCGAAACCUCACCUAAAGCCUUUAAAUCCAAACCUUUUCCAAAGGCCUCUUCCCCCAGCCACAGCCCCUCCAGCAGUUACGUGAAGAGCACUUCAUCUUCCUCCACAGGCUUCGACUACUCCCACGACGCUGAGGCUGCGCACAUGGCUGCCACUGCCAUCCUCAACCUCUCCACCCGCUGCUGGGAAAUGCCGGAGAAUCUCAGCACCAAGCAGCAAGAGGCCCCCGGCAAGUCCAUGGACAUCGAGGUGGAUGAAAAUGGGACUCUGGACUUGAGUAUGAACAAGCACCGCAAACGGGAGAGCACCUUCCCCAGCAGCAGCAGCUGCAGCAGUAGUCCCAGCAUGAAGUCUCCAGAUAUGUCCCAGCGCCAAAACAGCACCAGUGCCACAAGCAGCACCAUGACCUCCCCGCAGUCCAGCCAGACCUCCCGCCAGGAUGAAUGGGAUGGGCCCAUUGACUACACUAAACCAAACCGUCAGCGGGAAGAGGAGCCAGAAGAGUCAGAGCCUGCUGCCCACUCUUUUGCCUCUUCUGAAGCUGAUGAGCAAGAAGUGUCGGAGGAAAACUUUGAAGAACGAAAAUACCCAGGGGAAGUUACUUUAACCAACUUCAAGCUUAAAUUCCUCUCCAAGGACAUCAAGAAAGAGCUGCUCACUUGCCCAACUCCAGGCUGUGAUGGCAGCGGACACAUAACAGGAAACUAUGCCUCUCACCGCAGCCUUUCUGGUUGUCCUCUUGCUGACAAGAGCCUCAGAAACCUCAUGGCUGCCCACUCUGCUGACCUCAAGUGCCCUACUCCUGGUUGUGAUGGCUCUGGUCACAUAACAGGAAAUUAUGCAUCGCAUAGAAGUCUGUCAGGCUGCCCUCGUGCCAAGAAAAGUGGGAUCAAGAUCACCCCAACAAAGGAUGAUAAAGAAGACCCAGAGCUGAUGAAGUGUCCGGUUCCUGGCUGUGUCGGGCUUGGACACAUCAGUGGCAAAUACGCCUCUCACCGGAGCGCAUCAGGGUGCCCUCUCGCAGCCCGCAGGCAGAAGGAAGGAUCGCUCAACGGCUCCUCAUUUUCUUGGAAGUCAUUGAAGAAUGAAGGCCCGACCUGCCCUACCCCAGGCUGCGACGGCUCUGGCCAUGCCAAUGGGAGCUUCCUCACUCACAGAAGUUUGUCAGGGUGUCCAAGAGCUACUUUUGCUGGGAAGAAAGGAAAAAUCUCAGGGGAUGAAAUUCUCAACACAAAGUUCAAGACCAGCGAUGUUCUAGAGAAUGACGAAGAGAUCAAGCAGCUGAACAAGGAGAUCAGUGAACUGAACGAGUCCAACUCUGAGAUGGAAGCGGCCAUGGUGAAACUGCAGUCACAGAUCUCCACCAUGGAGAAGAACCUGAAGAACAUUGAGGAGGAAAACAAAAUCAUAGAGGAGCAAAACGAAGCCCUGUUCCUGGAGCUCUCAGGGUUGAGCCAGGCUCUAAUCCAAAGUCUUGCCAAUAUCCGCCUUCCACACAUGGAGCCAAUUAGUGAGCAGAACUUUGAUGCGUACGUGAACACGCUGACUGACAUGUACACCAACCAAGAGUGCUACCAGAACCCAGAGAACAAGGACCUGCUGGAGAGCAUCAAGCAAGCCGUCAAGGGCAUCCAGGUUUAGUGCCGUGGACCAGGGAUGAGCAAGCGAACAGACUGUAAGAUGGAACUUUCCCUCCAAGUAUUCAGGUUUACAAGUUAGAAAACUUGUUUAAUGAAUGAAA